GCUGAGCAGCGGAGCUUGUAGACCGAGGAGAGCAGAAGCUAACUGACUUGUGCCUGUAUUCCUGACUUUUCUUGAAAUCUCACAAAAUCACUGAAAAUGCCGCAGGCUCGUAAAAAAGUGCCGUUUAGUGGCAAGGCUAAAAAGCAGCAACUUCUCGCCAAACGUCAGAAGAAGUCUGGGAUUCCGUCAUUCACUUUACAUCGUGGUGGCGGUGGUGCUGAUGAUGAGUCCGAAAGUAGUCUACCUGGUGAUCGAGUCCAGAAAAUCAACUCACAACCAAAUGCUAGAGGGCCCAAAUCAAAACCCAACCGGUAUGCACUUCAGUUUCAUCGUGAGACUGAUGCUGAAGUUCGAGAGCGCAAAGAAGCUGUUAGGAAAACUUUUGUGCCUGUGGAUGAAAAGGAUCUCGAAAUUGACAGUGAUACCUACUUUACUCCAGACUUAGAUUUUCCUGUUCGGCCAACUUGGAACUAUGGUAUGACACCAGCUCAGCUUGAUGCUAGAGAACAUCGAUACUUUACAGAAUAUGUAUCAGCUCUAGAAAAGAAGUUUGAUUGGAAGGAUUUGAGCUAUUUUGAGUUGAAUCUGGAAACAUGGAGGCAAUUGUGGCGAGUCUUAGAGAUGUCUGAUAUAAUAUUAAUUAUUGUUGACAUUCGUUUCCCUGCCUGGAUGUUUCCACCUUCUCUGUACAAUUAUGUCACCGAAAAAUUGAAGAAAAACAUGAUACUAGUUCUGAAUAAAGUUGACCUGGCACCAGCACCUCUGGUUUUAGCAUGGAAGCACUAUUUCCAAGAAAAAUACCCAGAACUGCAUGUGCUUAUGUUCACAUCAUAUCCAGAUUACAAUCUCCGCCUGAAUGCUGAUAAUCCAAAGAAAGAAGGAGGUUUGCAAGUUCGACGGCGCAGGGGUAAAAUGCGUAUGGCUGCUGAAGGAGCCCAAAAACUAUUAGAGGCUUGCAAAGCCAUUGUCAAAGAUCAAGUUGACCUGUCUUCCUGGCAAACAAAGAUUGCUGAAGAGAUGGAAAUAGAGUUUGAAAAUGAUGAUUUGGAAGCUGAAGAAACAAUUAGUCUGAAAAAGGCAGACACCAGCUAUGUGGAACAUGUUAAGUACAAGGAUGGUACUCUUACUAUUGGUUGUGUUGGCCAGCCUAAUGUAGGGAAAUCCUCUUUGAUGAAUGCUAUUAUGGGGAAAAAGGUUGUUAGUGUUUCUAGGACUCCAGGUCACACAAAAUACUUUCAAACCAUUUGGUUAACAAAAACUGUGAGGUUGUGUGACUGUCCUGGUUUAGUUUUCCCAUCUAAAGUAAAAAAAGUCCAACAGAUAUUGAUGGGAAGCUUCCCAAUAGCUCAAGUACGUGAGCCAUUCUCUACUGUUCAAUUUAUAGCAGAGCGCAUGGACUUAAUUAAACUGCUAAAACUGCAACAUCCUGAAGGAGAUGAUGAAUGGUCUGCCAUGGAUGUGUGCGAUGGCUGGGCUAAAAAGAGAGGCUUUCUCACUGCCAAAGCUGCUCGUCUGGAUUCCUACCGAGCAGCAAAUCAUUUGCUAAGGAUGGCAUUAGAAGGCAAAAUUUGUAUGUGUCUAUAUCCACCAGGCUAUACAGGAAAGAAAGAAACGUGGGAAACACAUCCAGAAAUUGAAAUAGUUCGUUGGAUCCAAGCAAGACACACUGAUCACUGUUCAGCUCAGCCUGUCCACAUAGAUCUAUCUUCAGAUGACGAGGAAGAUUUCUCGGCAAGUCAAGCAGAAGCCGGUAGGGGUGAUGAUGAAGAAGAAGAAGGGGAUGAUGCUGAUGACAGCAGCAAUGGAGGUAGCAUGGAUGAUGAUGAUGAUGAUGAUGACGAUGAUGAUGAUGUCUCUCCUGUUGGAGCUGCCAACAAAUUUGCAGCUCUAGGGGUUGAUGAUGACUGAAUAAUGAGUGAUUUCACAUUGCAAUAAUAAUACUAUACAUUAUUAUCUAAAAGUUUUGUUUAAAAAAGAUAUAUCAAUCUACCAUUAGCUAAAAUGUAUGCUCUACUUGAAAAUAGAUUCUUAGUAUUAAAUAAAAGCAUACUCCUAAAGAUGGUCUGUUAGGUCACCAGCACAAAAUUCACCCCUUGCUGCUGUUUGUACUUGUCCUAACCAGUAUAUUUUUGCUAUGCAUUUUCACUCUUAAAAACCAUUUAAUCUUUGAAAUACUUAUGAAAUUUAUUGCCUCAAUAAUCUCUGUCUUAAUUAAGCAUACUCUUUUGUGAUAAGCAUCUGUGACCGUGUGUUACUCAUCAGUACGAUUUUUUUCAUAUUUUUGUGUAGCUAUUUUUCAUUGGUAAAGCAAAUACACAUGGUCAGAAAUUUUACCCUCUUUUGGUUCUUUCUUCCGUGAUUUUUAAUUCCAUAGAAAUGUGUGACUGAUUGUAAUGUACUCAGUGAUAAAGGUGAUAUUAAGAGGUGUGUUUAGUGCCAGAUGCAAAUAAGUUGUAUUGAUCUAUAUUGCAUUAUUAACUUAGUCUGCUUUUGCAUUCUUAUGAAGUCUGUUGCACAGUUCCAUGAUAGCUAUGUAAAACAUUAGACUACAUACUUAUUUAAUGUUUCUUUCUGUUUUCUACAUUUCUUUCACAUCACAUUCUUUGUGGACAAUGGUGCCUUAUGUAUAUGAUUAUCUGAAUUUUAAUUCCUGAAUGUGAUAAUGUCUCACAAUCAUAUCUCAAGUAUGUGAUGGUUGACAGGACUUUUACCAAAAACGCAUUUACUUAUUUUAUUUAUUCUUGUUGAAUGUAACCUCUGUACCUUGUUAUGUUUAUAUUUUGCAAGAAAUUCUCUGAUAAAUGCCUUAAACGCCUUCA
Molecule: messenger RNA, 2819 nt
Organism: Frankliniella occidentalis (western flower thrips)
Lineage: Eukaryota; Metazoa; Arthropoda; Insecta; Thysanoptera; Thripidae
Gene: Ns4
Product: guanine nucleotide-binding protein-like 1
Exons: 12
Coding region: 97-1908 (603 amino acids)
Molecular function (GO): GTP binding; GTPase activity
Source: RefSeq, a predicted model, not a curated record